AUGAGCAACAAAGAAGACAUCAUAUUUCGACGUAGAGUGAAAGCAGCGAUGAGCAUUAAGAAAGUCCUUGACAAGGAAGACUUGGGAACCCGGCUUCGACAAGCUACGGAGGAUCUGCAUGCCAUUAAGAAGGAAUUCGAGAUGACGGAAGACAAUUUGAAGUAUCUUCAGAGUGCAGGCCAGUUUGUUGGAGAAGUUCUUAGGCCUCUUGAUAAAGAACGCUUUAUUACACUCACUUCAGGAACCAGAAGGGUUGUGGUUGGUUGUGGAAGUAGAGUCGAUAAGGAGACACUGACUUCAAAAACCAGAGUGGUUCUUGACAGGGCCACGCUUAAGAUCACGCUGACUCUUCCACCUGAAGUUGAUCCAGUUCUUUACAAAAUGGUGCAAGAAGAUCCAGGUAACAUUAGCUACUCGGCUCUUGGUGGUUUAACCGAUCAACUUCAAGAUUUGAAAGAUUGUGUUGAGCUCCCUCUUCUGAAUCCCAAGCUUUUCCUUAAACUUGGAAUUAAACCUCCCAAGGGUGUCCUCCUUUAUGGUCCUCCUGGUACUGGCAAGACAUUGUUAGCCAGAGCAAUAGCAAGUAAUGUUGAUGCUUCCUUCUUAAUGGUCGUUUCGACUGCAAUAGUCGACAAAUAUAUCGGAGAAGGUGCAAGGCUGAUAAGAGAAAUGUUCAGUUAUGCACGUGAUCACCAACCGUGCAUUAUCUUUAUGGAUGAGAUUGAUGCCAUCGGUGGACGCUGUUCGAGUAAAGGGUCAGAUAGUGACCGUGAAACCGAAAGAACAAUGAUGGAGUUACUCAAUCAGCUUGAUGGAUUUCAUAAGCUUGACAAGGUUAAGGUGAUCAUGGCCACCAACAGACCUGACGUUCUCGACCCUGCGCUUCUUAGUCCAGGGCGGCUGGACAAAAAGAUAGAGAUUCUGUUGCCGAACAAGCACUCGAGAACAGAGAUCCUCAAGAUUCAUGCUACGGCUAUGGCAAAACAUGGUGAAAUUAACUAUGAAGCUGUUGCUAAACUUUCUGAGGGGUUUAAUGGUGCUGAUCUACGAAAUGUUUGUACGGAAGCUGGAUUGUUUGCCCUUCGUGCAGGUCGUGAUUAUGCCAUUCAGGAUGAUUUCAUGAAGGCCGUAAGAAAAUUGAUGGAGGCCAAGAAACUGGAAUUAUGGGAAAAGUAG
Molecule: messenger RNA, 1176 nt
Organism: Hibiscus syriacus
Lineage: Eukaryota; Viridiplantae; Streptophyta; Magnoliopsida; Malvales; Malvaceae
Product: 26S proteasome regulatory subunit S10B homolog B-like
Exons: 9
Coding region: 1-1176 (391 amino acids)
Biological process (GO): positive regulation of RNA polymerase II transcription preinitiation complex assembly
Cellular component (GO): proteasome regulatory particle, base subcomplex; cytosolic proteasome complex
Molecular function (GO): ATP binding; proteasome-activating activity; ATP hydrolysis activity
Source: RefSeq, a predicted model, not a curated record